UGACUUUAAAUCCCAAACGAAAAAGUUGCAGGAUUACAUGAAAGCCACUGACACCCCAAAGGCAGCGGAAAAUCGUCACACACUGCAGUAUCCUCGUGGUGAAAUGAUGGACAAAGUGUUAUACAAGUGGUUCAGCUUGAAAAGAUCAGAAAGAAUCACAAUUACAGGCCCAAUGCUACAAGAGAAAGGGCGUGAUUUAGCUAAGAACAUGGGCGAGGAAGGGGCAUGCCAGUUCUCUGAUGGCUGGCUCCACAGGUUCAAGGUUCGUCACGGCAUAAGGAAGCUGGACAUCUCGGGAGAAUCAAAAUCUGCCAACUUACCCUCGGCUGAAGAGUUUGUCGACAGGUUUGCGAAGAUAGUUGAGGAGCAUAACCUGACGUCUGAGCAGAUUUACAACGCUGACGAGACUGGCCUGUUCUACCGCUGUCUGCCAAGAACUACACUUGCAAGCGAGUCAGAGCAAACUUGUUAAUUAUGAGGACGGCACAAUCCCCGAGUUCCAAAAACAGUUUAAUGUUAAGAUGCGAUAUUCAUGGCUUCACUUGCUUGGCUAGACUGUAAAAGGCAAACAUUGAUGCGAUGUUGGCGCAAAUUGUACCCUUUGAUGAUGUGUGAUGAUGAGGAGUUUGAAGGGUUUGUAGGUGGCAUGAAAAAUUCGGUGGUGAGCGAGCUGAGGGAAAUGGGGGGAAAUGUGCAACUUAAAGUGACAGAUGAAGCGUUACAGGAAUGGGUGGACGUGGACGAAAAUCAGGCCGUAACAUUCACUCUCACAAACAAGGAACUUAUCAACGCUGUAGUAGAAGAUCAUUUGGAGAAAAUUAGUGAUGAUAGUGAUGAUGAUGAUGAUGAUAAUGAGCCUAAAGUAACUCGGGAACAGGCUGCGAAACACAUAGCUGGCUUUGUCAGGUUUGCUGAGCAGUGCACAUACAUGUCAAUCCGAGAUGUUAUGACCCUUCACUGCAUUGAGAAUGAAUUUUUGCUGCAAAGAAGAAGGAGCUGCAAACAAGGAGACAUUAGAAACUAUUUUAAAGUGGCUUGUAAGGGAAAAGAAGUGGGGCAAACAAGUAUAGAAUCUGAUGAUGUUGAUGACCCGGAGGGUGUUGAAUGAGAGGUGUGGGGAGCGAAAAAGUGUCACAAACACUCGUACAUUUUCAUAUCUUUAUUGUAUGCUAUACAUGUUGGCUAAUAUUGAAUAAAGCAAA
This is a messenger RNA of Scylla paramamosain (green mud crab), 1202 nucleotides long. RefSeq names its product jerky protein homolog. The transcript has 2 exons. Gene Ontology annotation, cellular component: nucleus. The record is from RefSeq and is a predicted model, not a curated record. Gene Ontology annotation, molecular function: DNA binding. The coding region runs from base 38 to 472 and encodes 144 amino acids. Lineage: Eukaryota; Metazoa; Arthropoda; Malacostraca; Decapoda; Portunidae.